Hirundo rustica (Barn swallow) is the source of this 741-nucleotide messenger RNA. Its product is annotated as zinc finger protein 436-like. Lineage: Eukaryota; Metazoa; Chordata; Aves; Passeriformes; Hirundinidae. The transcript has a single exon. Gene Ontology annotation, cellular component: nucleus. Bases 1 to 741 code for a protein of 246 amino acids. The record is from RefSeq and is a predicted model, not a curated record. Gene Ontology annotation, molecular function: histone H3K36 methyltransferase activity; recombination hotspot binding; histone H3K4 methyltransferase activity. Gene Ontology annotation, biological process: positive regulation of reciprocal meiotic recombination.
AUGGAGACCAGGGAGAACAAAUUCCUGUGGCAGAACCUCGUGGAAGAGGCCGUUCUGAGAGGCUCCACAGCACAGAAAUCCAAUGGGGAGGAAAAGUCCCUGAUAUCCUACACAACAAGGGGCUCCAAACCCAUCCCAGGGUGCACCAAGGAGGAAAGAACCACCCUGUUCCAGGAAGGUGGACAGAACUGCAGGCAGAGCUCAGAGCUGGUGGUCCAUGAGCAGUUUCACGAUGGAGAGACACCCAGUAAGUGCUUGGAGUAUAGGAAGAGCUUCAACUGGAGCUCCCACGUGAUGCAGCACCAGAUGAUCCACGCCAGGGCAUGGCCCUAUGAGUGUUCUGAGUGUGGAAAGAGGUUUCAGACCAUCUCCAAUCUCCUCAAGCACGAGCGGAUUCACACAGAGGAGAGGCCCUUCCGCUGCCCCGACUGCAGGAAGGGCUUCAAGCGCAACUCCACGCUCAUCACCCACCGACGCAUCCACACUGGGGAGAGGCCCUACGAGUGUGGGGAAUGUGGGAAGAGCUUCAGCCACAGCUCCAGCCUGAUCCGCCACCAGAGGAUCCACACUGGGGAGAGGCCCUACGAGUGCGGGGAAUGUGGGAUGAGCUUCAGCCAGAGCUCCCACUUGAUCCGCCACCGGCGCAUCCACACUGGGGAGAGGCCCUAUGAGUGUCCUCAUUGUGGGAAAAGAUUCGCUCAGAGCUCUGCCUUGACAAGACACCAACGGAGGCACCAGUAA